AUGGUUAAUGUACAGGGAUUAUUGAAGAAAUAUAAUUAAUGUAGGGUCGGGUCUGCAUAGUUACCAUUUUAGAACGGUGGGGAGGGAGAAAAGAGAGAGUAGGAGGUAGGAAAGAGGAGAAGAGGAAGGAAGAGGGAUAGUAGAGGGAGAAGGAAGGUGUAGGGUGGAGGGAGGAGUGGAUGUAGAUAAGAGAAGGAGAGGAAGGUUUGGAAAGUAAAAGAAGGUAGAAGAGGGAAGAGUGUUAAGAAGGGUGGUGGUGACUGGGCAAGCCCGACUAAUUGUAUAUAACUGUACAUUGGAUGAAUUAUUUGAUAUGAUUGUAAAAAUAAAACUUUUUAUAAAAAAAAAAAAAAAAAAAGUUGGUGAGUUAUUUCAUUUUGGAUUGUAGUUGACAAAUCUUUCAGAUGUGUGAUCAGUAUAGAUUUUUUCAUUUGAGGUUUGCACCAGAAGGAACUCAGAUGAAAGAAAUAGCUUCUGAAAAUCCAGCAAGUAUAAAAAUCCAACUAAAACCUUUCUUGUGCCAUUGUGACUUUGUCCCUCAGUGCCAAUGGAGGUAAUUUAAGAAUAAAAAGCUUUGUCAAUAUUGUAUCAAGCCCCUAGGCCUCAUAUGCUGCUCACCACUGUGUUUCAUUCUGCAUAUUGGCAAAUUUGGGGAUGGGGGAUGGGUGUUUGAAGGAUUUCUGCCUGUCUCUCUCCUCAUAUACAUAAGAAGGAUUUCUGCCUGUCUCUCUCCUCAUAUACAUGGUUAUACAAACCUUUUCUUUGUACAAUGUUUUUGCCAGUGUCUCUCAGAUAUUAAGGCUCUUUUGACCAGAUAAUACUCACUGGUGAAUUUCUGCAUCCUUAAAAGAUACUGUAAAUUUGAUUUUUAAAGUGUAUGAUAUUUGUAGUAUGCAGCAAAAAAGUGUUUGGUAUAUGAAUUUUUGAAAAAAUAAUAAUGUGUUAAGACACCAGAUGAUUUGGAAUUAUAGUUUUGAAUCAUUUAGAAGAUAUUUGCAUAUGGAAAAAUGAUAAUUACCUUUUUUUUUUUUUUGAUAAGGUGAUGCUGAAGGCUGGAUACCAAAAGCAUAUGAUAAAAAAAACGGAGCAGAAAUCUUUCACACAAACUUUGAAAUACCUUUCAGCCAAGUUCCUGGACAGACUGGAUGAAACACUUGAUCAGAUUGAUAGAACAUAGUUUAAUGAAGGUGUAAAGCAAGAGUGAGCAAAGGAUGAUAAAAUUAUGUCUUACCCAUUUUCUCCUCAGGUAUUUUUUUGGCUAAUGGUGAACACUGGAAAGUGAUGCGACGGUUUACAUUAUCCACAUUACGGGAUUAUGGAAUGGGCAAGAGGACCAUUGAGGACAAAAUCACAGAAGAGUGCAGUGUCUUAACAAAGACAAUGGAGACUUAUGCAGGAAAACCCUUUGAUGUCACAAGAAUUCUCACUGCUGCUGUUGCCAACAUCAUAGUUUCUAUUCUACUUGGGAAACGCUAUGAAUAUGAAGAUGUCACAUUUUUACAAGUGCUGAAGAUAAUUAGGGAAAAUAGUCAGCUUGCGGGAAGCCCUGCUGUGUUGCUAUAUAAUUUGUUUCCCAAGUUGGGGUUCUUUUUGGGUGCUCGUAAAACAAUAAUGAGGAACCAAAAGGAGUUCCAUGAUUUCAUGCGGUCCACCUUCAUAGAAUAUCUCCAAGACCUUGAUGACAAUGAUCAGAGGAAUUUUAUUGAAUCAUUUCUUGUUCGGCAAAAACAGGAGAAUAUGAAGAUGACGCAUGAUGGAUAUUUCCAUAAUGGAAACCUUAUAGGUCUUGUAGAUGAUUUAUUUGGUGCUGGAACAGACACAACAGCAAGCACUCUGCGCUGGGCCAUACUCCUAAUGAUGAAAUACCCAGAAAUUCAGAGUAACGUCCAAGCAGAAAUUGCAAGAGAGAUUGGUGAUAUUCAACCAAGGACUGACCACCGAGUCAAAAUGCCUUACACCGAUGCUGUAGUUCAUGAAUUGCAAAGAUUUGCUAAUAUUGUUCCCUCCAAUAUGCCUCAUGCAACCUCCAUGGAUAUAACUUUCAAAGGCUUCUUUAUCCCCAAGGGCACACCCAUCAUUCCCUUGCUGACUUCUGUGCUCUUUGAUGAAUCUCAGUGGGAGAAACCACAUAAAUUCUACCCUGAACAUUUUCUUGACUCUGAAGGAAAAUUUGUGAAGAAGGAUGCAUUCAUGCCAUUUUCUGCUGGUCGGAGAGUAUGUGCAGGUGAGAACCUGGCCAAAAUGGAGCUUUUCCUCUUCUUUACCAGCCUAUUGCAGAAAUUUACCUUCCAGCCACCCCCAGGAACAUCUAAAGAUGAUCUGGACCUGACCCCUGGUGUUGGAUUUAUCUCCACUCCUCUGCCGUACAAGACUUGUGCUGUGUUACGCUGAUCUGACAGAAAAAAAUAUAACAAGUUGUUUUCUCAGUCUUGAAUUGCCUUCAUUUUGAGAGGCACAAUUUAACAAAGAAUCCAGUAUUGUCUAAGUUUCAUGUGUUGUUUAGAAGAUGAAUGGUAAUAACCUAUAAAUUCAUGAAAUGUAGAUUCUGAUAGGAAAGAAUAUAUUCAGGAAAUUCUGAUCAAAAUAUUAACUCUGAUAAGAAAUAAGAUUCAGCAACAUUCAAGAACUUCCUUUUUCUUGGAAAGGAGCUGUAAUUGCUAUCUAACAGGAGGAAUGUCUCAACUUGUCCAAAACCAUAUUAACCCAUCUCAUUACAUAAUAUAGAUAAUAAAGUCUUUACCACAAAAAAUCAGGGUCGAGUUAUCAAUACGGUAAGUGGGAGAGGCAGAUAUGACGGAAUGGGGGGGCCACAUCAGGUUUCGGGGGUUUGCUCUCGCUGUUUAAGAGUGAUUGCGUGCUCCGGCCCCCCAGGAUUUUCCCGUUCCCCGAGUGGCCAGAGUACUUGGGACUUGGGCCUUCGGCUGAUGUUAUGUAAUGCUAUGUCCGUGGUUAACAAAGCCCCCCUAAUUUCAGAUCUAAUUCAGGAAGGGACCGCGGACGUUAUGGGCAUUACGGAAACCUGGUUGGGCACCAAAGGGGGGGUUCCCCUAGUGGAGAUGUGCCCACCAGGUUUCCGAGCAUUCCAUCAGCUGAGGGUCCAGGGCAGGGGUGGUGGGGUGCCGGUUAUUAUUAAGGAGAGUCUUGAGCCGAGGGAGACCACUGUGCCUCAGAUAGCUGGGUGUGAAUCCCUCUACGUGAAGUGGGGUCGUAGGACUCAAGUGGGCUUGCUGAUCAUGUACCUGGCUCCUUGCUGCGUGACAACAGCCCUGCCCGAGCUGUUGGAGUUGCUGGCCGGGUUGGCAGUUGAAACCCCUAGACUGUUGGUCAUGGGGGAUUUCAAUCUGCCAUCAACCGGCGCAGCAUCCUCAGCGGCUCAGGAGUUCAUGGCUUCCAUGACGGCCAUGGACCUGAUUCAAUUAGUUGACGGCCCUACCCACGUUGGAGGAGGCACCCUAGACUUGAUUUUUAUCUCUGGCCAGUGGUUGAAUGAUCUGAUUUUAAAUGAUUUAAUGAUUUAAUGAUGGUGAUUUUAAAUGAUUUAAUGAUGUUGAACCUUUGUCAUGGUCAGAUCAUUUUCUCCUUCGUCUGGACUUUCUGACCACUACCCACCACUGCAGGGAGACGGAACCAAUGCGUUGGUUCCGUCCCAGGCGCCUGAUGGACCCAGAGAGGUUUCUGACGGAGCUUGGGCCAUUUCCCGAGAAUCUGGCCCAUGACACAACUGAAGAACUAGUCGCGGCCUGGGAACAGGCCGCAACUGGAGCUUUGGACCGUGUUGUGCCUUUGCGGCCUCUGACCCAGCGUCGGUCUCAACCAGCUCCUUGGUUCUCCGAGGAGCUGAGGGAGAUGAAACACCAGAGAAGACGCCUAGAGAGUGUCUGGAGAUCCAGCCGUUCUGAGGCUGACCGGAUACUAGUUAGGUCCUAUAGCAGGACCUACCUAGUGGCAUUGAGGGAUGCGAAACGUUCCUACGUUUCCUCCCUCAUUGCGUCGGCAGAUAACCGCCCGGCCGCCCUGUUUCGGGUGACCCGCUCUCUCCUUCAACAGGAGGGGCGGGAGGACCCCUUACAAGGGUGUGCCGAGGAGUUUAACGGUUAUCUAUACAAUAAAAUCGUUCAGCUUCGGGACGGAUUGGAUCAAAAUUGGGUAGAUCCAGGCGAGAGUUCCGAGACCCAUCUUGUUGAGGUUGUUUGGGAUAACUUUGACCCUGUGACUCCCGAGGACAUGGACAGGUUGCUGGGUAGGUUGAAUGCCACCACAUGUUUACUGGAUCCGUGCCCCUCCUGGUUGGUGCUGGCCACGCAGGAGGUGACACGAGGCUGGCUCCGGGGGAUUACAAAUGCUUCUUUGCAGGAGGGGGUCUUUCCCGCUGCCUUGAAAGAGGCGGUGGUGAGACCUCUCCUCAAGAAGCCUUCCCUGGACCCAGCUGUUUUAGGAAAUUACCGCCCAGUCUCCAACCUUCACUUUACGGCGAAGGUUGUAGAGAGUGCGGUGGCAUGUCAGCUACCCCAGUACCUGGAUGAAACUGUCUAUCUAGACCCGUUCCAGUCCGGCUUUCGGCCCGGAUACAGUACGGAGACGGCUUUGGUCGCGUUGGUGGAUGAUCUCUGGAGGGCCAGGGAUAAGGGUUACUCCUCUGCCCUGGUCCUAUUAGACCUCUCAGCGGCCCUGGUCCUAUUAGACCCUGCUGCGCCGGUUGGAGGGGUUGGGAGUGGGAGGCACCGUUUAUCGGUGGUUCUCCACCUACCUCUCUGAUUGGAC
Molecule: messenger RNA, 4761 nt
Organism: Ahaetulla prasina
Lineage: Eukaryota; Metazoa; Chordata; Lepidosauria; Squamata; Colubridae
Product: cytochrome P450 2K1-like
Exons: 7
Coding region: 1282-2391 (369 amino acids)
Biological process (GO): xenobiotic metabolic process
Cellular component (GO): cytoplasm; intracellular membrane-bounded organelle
Molecular function (GO): iron ion binding; oxidoreductase activity, acting on paired donors, with incorporation or reduction of molecular oxygen, reduced flavin or flavoprotein as one donor, and incorporation of one atom of oxygen; heme binding
Source: RefSeq, a predicted model, not a curated record